AAAGAUAAGGAAGACCAGUGGCUAGAGAAAAAAGUGCAGGGUAGUAGAGAUCACAUCAUCUUAGAGCAUCUUCAAUGGACCAUGGGUUACGAAGUACAAAUUACAGCUGCCAACAGACUGGGUUAUUCUGAACCAACAUUGUAUGAAUUCAGCAUGCCACCAAAGCCCAACAUUAUUACAGACACUCUUUUUAAUGGUCUUGGACUUGGUGCUGUCAUUGGCCUGGGAGUGGCAGCCCUUUUGUUAAUCCUGGUUGUGACUGAUGUUAGUUGCUUCUUUGUACGACAAUGUGGAUUGCUAAUGUGCAUCACCAGGAGGAUCUGUGGGAAAAAGAGUGGUUCAAGUGGGAAAAGUAAAGAACUGGAAGAAGGAAAGGCUGCUUACUUGAAAGACGGAUCAAAGGAGCCAAUAGUGGAAAUGCGAACAGAGGAUGAAAGAAUUACCAAUCAUGAAGAUGGGAGUCCAGUAAAUGAGCCAAACGAGACAACUCCCCUCACAGAACCGGAGUAA
This is a messenger RNA of Pelecanus crispus (Dalmatian pelican), 510 nucleotides long. NCBI's taxonomy places the organism in Eukaryota, Metazoa, Chordata, Aves, Pelecaniformes, Pelecanidae. The record is from RefSeq and is a predicted model, not a curated record.